CAUAAUAUUAAAGGGUGCCUCAAGACUAUCCAUAAUAUUAAAGGGUGCCACAGGACUGUCCAUAAUAUUAAAGGGUGCCUCAAGACUGUCCAUAAUACUAAAGGGUUCCAGGGGACCGUCCAUAAUAUUAAAGGGUUCCUCAAGACUAUCCAUAAUAUUAAAGGGUGCCUCAGGACUGUCCAUAAUAUUAAAGGGUGCCACAGGACUGUCCAUAAUAUUAAAGGGUGCCUCGGGACUGUCCAUAAUAUUAAAGGGUGCCUCAAGACUAUCCAUAAUAUUAAAGGGUGCCACAGGACUGUCCAUAAUAUUAAAGGGUGC
Messenger RNA from Staurois parvus, 318 nucleotides. The record is from the annotation of a GenBank genome assembly. Lineage: Eukaryota; Metazoa; Chordata; Amphibia; Anura; Ranidae.